Paramecium octaurelia is the source of this 6926-nucleotide messenger RNA. The record is from the annotation of a GenBank genome assembly. NCBI's taxonomy places the organism in Eukaryota, Ciliophora, Oligohymenophorea, Peniculida, Parameciidae.
AUGGAUUAAUAAGCAAGGAGGAUUAAUACUUCCCUUUCUAUGAGUAAUGCAACAUCAGUUUAUACUUUGCGAAAUUAUGUGUUAAAAAAAUUUAAGUAACUGCUAAACAAUCUAAGUCAUGGUAAAAUUUUGAAAAAUGAGGUGAGUAAUUUAGAUUUGGAGCCUUGUAUUUAAUUAAGAGGUGGUGGUUGUUGUGGAACGAAACAAAUUCAUUCUGAUAUAAUAUAAGGCAAUUAAAAUUUUGAAGAAAAUUUUGCAUCCAAAUUAUAAACUUAUACUAAUAUCAUUAUUGAAAAAUCGUUGAGCUUUCAAGAUAAGAUGAAUCAAGAGGAAAUCAUGACUGCAUUUUAAUGGUUUCACAACCACAAAGAGUAAUUUAAUAUUAUUUGUAAAGAUGAUGCUUUAAACUCAUAAUUUUAUGAACUUAUAGAAAGGAUUGUAGAAUAAUUAAUGAAAUAACUUAUAAUUUAUUUAAAACUCUCUGGGUUCCUAUUCUAUUUGUUACUCUAAAUUUGUAAUGAUUUAUUUAGAAUAAUAUUUUCAUAUUAAUCAAAGAAUGGAGAAAGGUACAUGUAAGAGGAGUUACAUAAGAGAUUUUUAGAAUAUAUUUAAGAAAUCGAGUCUUAAAUCUAAGUAGAAGCGAUUAAUAUUUGGCUUAAUGGAGUAGAUUUUGAGCUCAAGAUGAUUAAGACUUGUAUUGCUCAUUGUAGGACAAACUCUGAAAAAGGGAAGGAAUUAGCCAUAUCUAUUAUGUCUGGAUUGAUCUCAUCGCUAUCUUAAUUAAAACCCAGUGAAGAGUUGAUUGACUCUCUUAUAGAAGGAGGUAAGUUUUUACUUUUGAAUUUCUAUAAUAAACAAAUCCAAAAUCCUUUACAAAUUUACGAAAUAUAUUACUUUUUUGAAACUCUGAAAUGGUCAAUUGUAAAUUAAUUAAAAUGGGGCUAUUCAGUUUAGAAUAUCAUUAGGCAAAUUCAAGAUGGAUACCAAAAGUAUAUAAACAUUUCUAAGGAUUGGAUGAUACAUUAUUGUUGGGUCAACUUAAUAUCUGAUCUCAUGUGCUAUAGACCUAUCGUUUAAAAGUCUUAAUUAUCAUAAUUGAUGUAAACUGGAAUUCCUAAUCAAGAAAAUUGGAAUUAAUUAUUAAAUUAAAAUUAAAUAAUUUUACUACCUUAUAAUAAAUUUGCUGGUAAACUAAAAAUAUUUGGAAACCAAAAUUUUAAAGUUAAAAAGUUUGCACCUUUAAAACUAUUUUAGGAGUACUUGAUUUAGAAUUCAAGUGAGAUCCGAUUAUUGCGAGAUUACAUUAACUUUAAUUUCAAUAGCUAGGUAGAUCAAUAAUUAAAUGAAGAGGAUCUCUUUAUCUAAUAAUUAACAAAUCAAUCGAAUUUAGAAUUAAUAAAGGCUUUAAACAAUUAUUUAGGAUCUCAGAAAGACCAAUUAAUAAAUAAUUUCGAAUCUGUAAAAUAAUAAGUGCUUUAAUAUAAUUCUUAACUCAAAAAUAACAAAGUUAUAGAACUCAAAAUAAUCAAACAGGACAUCAGUUUUUUAAUGAAAUCAUUCAAACAAACCAGCACUUUAAUUCUAUGCUUACUCUAAGAGAUAAAUUUAUUGAUAAAUAAGGAACUCCAAAUCAAUUCAAUCUUCUAGACCUUUUUAGAAAGUUUUAAUUCAAUUAAUGCGGAAUAACUGAAUAAAAUAAAAAAAUAAACAUUAAUAUUAAUUUAAGAGAUUGAAAAUAAACAUAUAGCAGAGUUUAUAGGAAAUUUAGAUUAGGUUUCUGCAUUUUGGAUAUAUGUGUCUGAAUAUACGACAAUUUAACAUGAAGAAUUAUUUGAAGGGAACCUAGAAUAGGAUCAAUCACUUGAAAUGUAACUCAAUGAAACCAUUUAAGUAUUUGCUGCCUAUUGUCUAUGCAUAGAUAAAUUUCUGUUAUAAGUACCAACUGUUAAGAGAAACCUCUUGAAUAUUAUGAAAUAGCAAAACUACAAAGAUUUUUUGAAAACCCAAAUUUCUCAAAGGCAUAUAGCAGAAGAGAUAAUCAGGAUAUUGGAUUCUAAACUUAUAGUGAAAUUGGUUAAUAAAACUUAAGGAUAUUUCUAAAAGAUAGAAAAGAUGAAAUCAAAAAUUGAGGAAGUAUAAGAUAUUCGAAAAGUUCUCAAAAUGAUUUACAGCAACUUAAAUAUUCACAAGGGAAUAAAAAUGAUGCUUUGUGUCCACUAAAAAAAAUUAACUACAUUAUUCUCAUAAUUUUAAGGGAUUUUUUCAAAUAAAGGAAUUCAAGAAGCUGAUGGAGAGUAAUAGCAUUAAACAGAUAUCAAUGAAUAAAUUAGAACAUUAAUUAUUGACAAGAAAGAGAAGUUAUAAAUUUUAUUCAAUAAAUAUUAAAAUGCAGAAUUCACAAAGGAGCAACAAAAUGAUUUUAAUAAUCUAUCAUAUCAAAUUUAUAGGGAAAUAAAUGAUAUAAAAAAAUAGAAUUGGAAGGAGCAAAUAUAAGAACCUCUUAUAUUGUUGUUUUAGGAGGUAAGAAUUAAAUUAGAAAUAUUUGGUUUGGUUUAGAAGGAGAGAAAUAUGAUAUAAUAAGAAAUUUUAAAAUUGUUGGAUAACCAUCUUUAAGAAAUAAAUUAAGAAGAAAAAACAGAGGAAUUAUAAUCGUGUUCAAGGGAUCCUUAAUUACCUUCUUCUAGAUAAGAAUUGCUGAAAUUAAAUUUAGGAGAUUUGAUUGAGUGUGAAAAGUUCAUCAAAACAUUAGAAGGCUUAAUUAUGAAAUCUCAAAAGCUAAAGAAGAUAUUCAAAUCAAAUCUAAUUGAAGCUGCUUCUUACAAUUAAUCAACAAAUGCAUAGUUAUUUAAUAAAUUAAAAAGUAUAUAUACAUAAAGUUUAUAUCAAAUAAUAAGUGAUAUAUCACAAUAAACUCUAUAGUUUUGUCAGUAGAUAAAUAGGAAUGAAUAAAUGAUUUUUAGCGAGGAUUUUCUUGCAAAACUCCAAAAAUAACCUUAAAUUUAGCAAGUUCAUGUAAGGAUUUAAAUAUUAAAUUUUAAUACUCUUUGCAUUGAAGAUUAAGCUACAUAAAAUUAGGAUAGAAAAGUUGAUAUAAUCUCAACUAUCUUUACAGAGUUAAAAAAGAGUACUAAGACAAAUUAUGAAGUAGGUAUUUUUGAUAUGUUUUAAAAUUCUUCAUAUAAAGUUAGGGAAAUCCUUGUAUUUAAUUUGAUAAGGAUGUAAUCAAUAGUUCAAGAAGAAACAAUAUAAGAGUUUUGCGAAGAUUUAUUAAAAUAAAUUUGGAUAAUUGAACAACAUCCUAGUGUUAGAAGCUUACUGAAAAAUGAGGAAAUGAUUGUGAUGUAGAAGAAGUUGUUUUCAAAAGAUUUACAAAAUUUCUCAAUUAAGUUAAAAACAGAAAUGCAAAAUAGAUUCAAAUAAAUUGAACAACUUGAAACUCAAAUUCUUCUUAGCGAUAACUAAGAAGAAAUAAAGUUGUAGCUCCAACAAGAAUAUGAGAAUUUUGAAAUAUAUUUAGAUAAUAUUACGGAUAUGUCACAAAGAUUAGAUAUUAGUUUAAUCUUUUUAAGAGAAAUUAGUAAGGAUUUGAAAAACAUAAAAUCAUCAAUAGAUUAGGUAUUAACUAGCAUAAAAAGCGUGGAGGAUGAUAUAAGAAGAUUGAGAGGGAAGAACUUUAUGGAAUUACUGAGCAUGCGAAAAUAAAAGGUUUUAAAAUAAAAGCAAGAGAAUGAGCUUGAUUAAAUUCACAUUUAGGUUACAACUCAAGAUUAUGAUCCUAUUUCUGGUAAUAAAAAAACGAACAGUAAAGGGGAGUUCAUCACAUUCUUAAUAAAGAACUAAUAUGAUAAUUUUGAUGGGGAAGUGAAUGAAUUUUUAUGGAGUGACUAAGAAAAGCAAAAAGAUGUUAUGUUAAUAAAAGGGAAAGCAGGUUCAGGUAAGAGUAGAGCUGCACGUAACAUCGAAGAAUUUAUAUGGAUUUGCGAUUCAAUAAAACCAAAUUGGAUCCCUAUUUAUGUAUCUCUUCCUUCCUUAAAGGACCCUCAUCAUAAUUUGAUUAAUUAGGCACUUGAAUCUGAAAUUUACAAUUUUGACAAUAUACAAAUAAGAGAGUUCAAGGAUGCUGUCAUUAAUGGAAACUUAAAGAUUGUAUUGAUUCUUGAAAGCUAUGAUGAGAUGAAAUUUGAUUGCAUAGGAACUAAUCUUUAUCAUACAAAUAGACUGGUUUAAGAUCUUAGCCUUUAGGCACCGGGAUAAACAGUUAAAAUGAUUAUAACGACAAGAGAAGAAAUCUUGAAUUCAAUAGGAUAUUAAACUUGGUUUUAUGGUCAAAGCAUAGAAACACUUAAAGAAAUUGAGAUAUUGCCUUUUAGUUAGGAACAGAGUUCACAAUAUAUAAAAAUAUAUGCUGAAAUAAGUGUUAAGAGAACUAUUAAAAGAUUUUAUGAAUUUCUCAAAUAAUUAAAAGGGUAAUUAAUUUCAUUAGAUGAGUUUAAGUAGAUAUGGAGUUAAAUAGAGAGUACAAUUAAUUCAAUUAUAAUGUAGAAAUAAAAUUCUGAAGUGUUGUUUUAGACAUAGGAUGUGGAAAAAUUGAUAUUAAAGAUUUAAGCAGUUGAAUUUUUUAAUUUUAUCAAAUCAAAUUAGAUGGUAUCAUUAAAAAAGGAACUAUUGUAACUUUGGGGAGAGUAAAAAUUCUCUUAAGUAAUUAAUAACGUCAACAUCAAUCAUCUACUGACAACUCCAUUUAUGAUGGAAAUAAUAGUUUAUGUGUUACCUAAAAUGUCAUAAUUUUUCUCGCAAUCUAACUUAAUAAGAGAUUUGCUUAAGAAAAAUUUUAUGAUUUUGAAAAGAGAGGCCAAGAAAUCAGAGGUUGUGAUUGAAUAAUAUUAAAGAAGGGAAAUUUAGAAUUCAGAAGAUUUGAAUCAAUUGAAUGGGAAGAAGGAGAAAAAAAACUUAGAAUCGUAAAUACUGGAAUAAUUUAAUUUAAUUAUGGAAGACUUGGACAGUUAAAACUUUUUUGAGUAAUUUUCUAUAGCCAACUCUCUAGAAUAUAUCAAUAAUAAUACUAUCUUUUCAAGCAAGCUUUUUAAAGUGAGGUAUGAUGCAAAUUUUAUUGUUUCAGCUUUCAGGUUAAACCAAUUUACUGCUUUCGAUUUUUAUGAAAUAUUUGUUAACUUUUAUCAUAAUUAACAAUUACAAAAAUUGAAGGACUUGGGAAAAAAUAUAUAACUAGAGAGUGUUCUAUUGGACUUAUAAGAUUUUUCCACAUUUUUAGCUAUAAAUAUGUCUCAGAGAUAAUUGACUUAAGUGAAUUAUAAAUCAAAAGGGAAACUAAACAUUAAGUAAGCUGAGGAAGAAAGGAAGGUUGAGGUCUCUUGGGAAGACUCAUAUUUCAGUGAUAAUUAAGACGAUUUUGAGUACAAGUCUCUAUUACGCAAGUGUAUGUUGAUUAAUUCAAAGGGCAGCAUAUAUUCAUUCAAUCAUAAAUCCAUUUAAGAGUUUUUUGUUGCCAAAUACAUUUUCAACUUGAUUGAGAGACUCUUCAACAAUGAAUCACAAAGUGUGGAUCAAACUGUGUUAAAAAGCAGUAGUUUUAACAAGGAUUAAUUCAACCUAUCUUUGGAUCAUUACUCUGGAAUUUUGGAAAUAUUAAAACCUAAAUUGAAACAAAUCGGAGGGAUUAAACAGAAAUUAAUUCAGAUAAUCUAAUUGUCAAAGAUUGAAACUGAGAAAAAAUUUUUAAGGUCAGCUUCAAAUUCACUGUAUAUUAUAAGUUCAUUGAGGGAGCAUUUUGAUGGCAUCGAUUUUAGUAACAUCUAGAUAGAGGAUACUAAAUUGAAUGGCAUAAGUUUCUAUCAGUGUAAUUUAAACAAUACCUAAUUUAAUAAUGUUUCAAUUGAUUCGUGUAAUUUUAAUUGUGCAAAAAUAUAGAAUGCUGUUUGGGAAAAACUGAUUUGCAAAGAGAAACCCUCAUUAUCAGGUCACAACUCAAUGAUAACUUAGGUUGUGUUUAGUGAGGAUGGAACCACUUUAUCAUCAGGUAGUUAAGAUGGAACUCUUAAUAUCUGGUAGGUUUAUGCUGACGAAGNAAAAUCAGAGGUUGUGAUAGAAUAAUAUUAAAGAAGGGAAAUUUAGAAUUCAGAAGAUUUUAAUCAAAUGAAUGGGAAGAAGGAGAAAAAAAACUUAGAAUCGUAAAUACUGGAAUAAUUUAAUUUAAUUAUGGAAGACUUGGACAGUUAAAACUUUUUUGAGUAAUUUUCUAUAGCCAACUCUCUAAAAUAUAUCAAUAAUAAUACUAUCUUUUCAAGCAAGCUUUUUAAAGUAAAGUAUGAUGCAAAUUUUAUUGUUUCAGCUUUCAGGUUAAACCAAUUUACUGCUUUCGAUUUUUAUGAAAUAUUUGUUAACUUUUAUCAUAAUUAACAAUUACAAAAAUUGAAGGACUUGGGAAAAAAUAUAUAACUAGAGAGUGUCUAUUGGACUUAUAAGAUUUUUCCACAUUUUUAGCUAUAAAUAUGUCUCAGAGAUAAUUGACUUAAGUGAAUUAUAAAUCAAAAGGGAAACUAAACAUUAAGUAAGCUGAGGAAGAAAAGAAGGUUGAGGUCUCUUGGGAAGACUCAUAUUUCAGUGAUAAUUAAGACGAUUUUGAGUACAAGUCUCUAUUACGCAAGUGUAUGUUGAUUAAUUCAAAGGGCAGCAUAUAUUCAUUCAAUCAUAAAUCCAUUUAAGAGUUUUUUGUUGCCAAAUACAUUUUCAACUUGAUUGAGAGACUCUUCAACAAUGAAUCACAAAGUGUGGAUCAAACUGUGUUAAAAAGCAGUAGUUUUAACAAGGAUUAAUUCACCCUAUCUUUGGAUCAUUACUGUUAGAUUUUGAAAUAUAUAUAUUAAUUAAAUUUCAAAUUACAAUAUUAUUUUGUGUAUUUGGAGUGA